Messenger RNA from Hippocampus zosterae (dwarf seahorse), 1688 nucleotides. Its product is annotated as UV excision repair protein RAD23 homolog B-like. The record is from RefSeq and is a predicted model, not a curated record. Lineage: Eukaryota; Metazoa; Chordata; Actinopteri; Syngnathiformes; Syngnathidae. Gene Ontology annotation, cellular component: cytosol; nucleoplasm. Bases 173 to 1513 code for a protein of 446 amino acids. Gene Ontology annotation, biological process: nucleotide-excision repair; proteasome-mediated ubiquitin-dependent protein catabolic process. The transcript has 10 exons. Gene Ontology annotation, molecular function: ubiquitin binding; polyubiquitin modification-dependent protein binding; damaged DNA binding.
CAUUCUGCUUCCAUUGAGUCAGACAGCUGAGUCACUCACUGAGUGCACAGACGAGUGCACUUCGACGGGGACUCUUCAGUAGUCCAAGUGGCGAAACGCAGAGCGAAUGUUAAGUGCGAAAGGAGUUUGGGGUUUUUUUUCGUGUGUAUUUUGAGUUCUAGCGGCUGGCAGAAUGCUGACGGUGACGUUGAGGACGCUCCAGCAGCAAACGUUUAAAAUUCACAUCGACGCCGAGGAGACGGUUAAAGUGUUGAAGGAAAGAAUCGCAGAGGAGCGAGGAAAAGAUGUGUUUCCCGCUGCAGGGCAAAAACUCAUCUACGCAGGCAAAAUCUUGAACGACGACAUGGCGCUGAAAGAAUACAACAUCAGCGAGAAAAACUUUGUGGUUCUCAUGGUCGCCAAGCCCAAAGCGGCGCCCUCCCCUCAACCCACCCCAAAGUCGACCCCUGAAUCUGCGCCGCCCCCCGAUUCCUCUUCGACGUCAGAACCGGCAUCCUCUUCUUCGUCCUUGCCCUCCUCAUCCGUGUGCGUCCCCAGGCAAGAAGAAGCCGCCGCCGCCGCCACGUCGGCGGAAGUGCCCCCGCCGCCCGCCCCGGAGAACACGCCCACCACCUCUCCCGAAGAUGCGUCCCCACCGUCGGCUGCCACCCAAGACCCCCCCGAAGCCGUAAUCCCCUCGACGGUCACGACGGAUGUGCAGAAGCCCGGUGACACGCCGGCGGAGGAAGCGGCAAGUCGAGCGUCCGUCCGUUCAUCAGAUUCCAGCGUGGCGGACGAGCUGGGCCUGCUGGAGGAGGCGGCGUCCAUUCUUGUGACGGGCCAGGCCUAUGAGAACCUGGUGUCGGAAAUCAUGUCCAUGGGCUACGAGCGGCAGGCGGUGGUGUCGGCGUUGCGGGCCAGCUACAACAACCCAGACCGCGCCGUCGAGUAUUUACUCACUGGCCUCCCCACCACCGAGGCCGGUGACAUGCCAGCUCUUGGGGACUCUCCAACGGACCCCCCCGCCACCCUAGCCCCCUCUACGCAGACGACGACCACCACCACCACCACGCCGCCAGUAGAGGCCAACCGUCCGUCGCCAGGUGGCGGCGCUGCGCCCGCUCAGAACCCUCUGGAGUUCUUGAGGAACCAGCCUCAGUUCCAGCAGAUGCGUCAGAUCAUCCAGCAGAACCCGGCUCUUCUCCCCGCCCUGCUGCAGCAACUCGGCCGAGAUAACCCGCAACUUCUGCAGCAAAUCACGCAGCACCAAGAGCGAUUUGUCCAGAUGCUCAACGAGCCUCAAGGUGGCGGCGGCGGAGGAGGAGGAGGUGACGGCAGCGGCGGUGGGGGCGAGCCACGGGCGUCGUCCCGUUCCAACUACAUUCAGGUCACGCCGCAGGAGAAGGAGGCCAUCGAGAGGUUAAAAGCGCUGGGCUUCCCCGAAGCUUUGGUCAUCCAAGCGUAUUUCGCUUGCGAAAAAAACGAAAACUUGGCCGCCAACUUCCUGCUGCAGCAAGCCUGGGAUGAUGAGUAGUUUUUUGCUUUGGUUCCCCUACCUCGCAUGUUCGGACCAUCGACGAUGAAAAGUGCUGUCGCCCUGGCACUCCAACGGGCUUUGGUUAUUUUUUUGUGUGUGCGGAAGCAGCGUCACGAUUGAUUGAUUGAUGCAGAUGUUGAAUAAACGUCACCUUUCAUGGUUUCUUUUCUGA